UGAUUGAGUGAAAAAUCACCAAAAUGGCAGGAUUUCGUGAAUCACAAAGUGGAAGACGGCGUAAAAAUGGUCAAGAACCAUUCACAAGAAGUCGUGAAGAGUGGCAACAGUUAUGUGGAGAGUUCAACAUUUGCAAGAGAAAGCACCAAGCCAAAUCAGAUGCUCUGCUGGUUCUUGCGAAGGAACUUGAUAACGUAAGACAGGAGAAAGAUGCUUACAAACUCAUGGCUGAGCAACUCAGAGAAAAGUUCCAUGAACAGAGGAAGAAAUACGAGGAGAGAGAAAGGGCUCUUGGAUUAUCUCUACACGAUGGUGACCCAUUAGCAGAGAGAAGGAAUCAUACCCUUGUGCAGAUUCUAUGUGAAUCCAGAGCAAAGAAUCGGAAAGCUGAGCUAGAGCUGGUAGAUCUACACCAGAAGUUAUCUGAAGCAGAAGGAGAUAUCAAGCUUCUGAGAGAGAGCAUAGCUAGACAGCGGAUCGGUGAUGAAGGGAUCGGAACUAGGCAUUUUCCAGCUCAUGAGAGAGAGGAGUUAAUCAGACAGUUAGAGAAAUCCAGAGAGCAGAUUGAAAGCUUAGAGAGAGACAUGGUGGCUAAGAUCGAUGAUCAGCAAGAAUUUGUGACGGAGAGAGACUACUACCGAACCAAGACUGAGAGGCUUAAUCAGGAACUCAACUACGUCUUGGGAGGAGAUGACAGAAGGAUCAUCGAUGUCGACGCCCUCGUCAUGGAAAACAAAUAUUUGAAGGAGCGGAUGAAUCAGAGUCUUGAAGAGAAAGCCACGCUGCAACAAACAAUCAACAAAUACAAGACUGCACUCGAGAGAAGGAGAGGAAAGGGGAUAGGCAGACCAGGCAGUGGAACAGGCUCUGUUCUAUCAACAAAAGAUGCAAUGCACUGUAAUCCCUGUGACAGAGUGGAAAAUCUUCUUGCUCAGGGAAAGUCCGGUGGCAUCUCGGCAUCACCGUCAUCCGUGGGCGAUCUCCAGGCUCUAGCCACGUCUCUCCUGGAAACCGUUCACGAUAAGAACAUGGCUUUGUCUCAUCAAAAGAAUACCAACAAGAUCCUUGGUAAGAGGGUUGCUGAGCUGGAGAAGAAGCUGAAGACCCUGGAGGUAGCCGGUCUCUGGACGCUACCGGUAGGAGCAGGAUCGGGAGCUCGAAAUGCAGUAUAUCUGGCCAAAGAGAAGCAGAAUAUGGCAUCCGGUCUGAAGACACUUCUUCCACACCAAGUUUCAAGCAGUAGCGAUGACAACAGCCCAAGAAGUCUUGAUGGUGCUUCCAGUCAAGGCUCCUCUGCCCAAUCAACCCCACACAGCACGCCCUCUCAUGACGUUAGUCGUAAAGAGCUUACAAGAAAAGACACGGAAGACAGCUUGAUCUGCCUGGAGGAGCAUGAUGGGAAGGCCGAGGCAGCGGAGCCAAGGUCAAGAUCGCAAAGCUCUCCGUCCAAGGGUGAGGUCACUGGGAAGGACAGAGAUGGGAGUUUGAUUGCGUUGGAAGGUCAGGACGAGACAUUGGUGAAGGUCAGAUCGAUUUCACAGGACUCUGUAUCCCACCGCUGCCACCAGAAGAAGUUGGUCAGGACAGACACGCAGGACAGCUUCAUCUCCUUGGAAGACCACAAUGCCAGCCAGUGUGUGGAAGGAGAGAACACCUUCAGUGACAAUGUGCCGCUUCCUCAAGGAAUGGAAGGAACGCCUGGGGAAGAUGACGAUUGGUCAGAGAUAUCUGGCGAGAUCAAUGACGGGGACACUUCAGGUGGAGGAGACGCCCAUGGUAAUGUGAACACUGCAGCUGAGAGGGAGCUGCUCAAGAACGUCUUUGAAAUUGAGCAAGGACAAGCGGAUGGAAAAGAUGGCAAGCUGGACAGUGCAGUGUGUGAUGACAAUAAUCAGGAAGAUGAGGAAGACCUGGAGGGUUCGGCUGAUCCUGAUGCAGCGUUGGAACUUGAGGAUGGUGAGGCAGAUUCGCAGGAGGAAGGAGACAAGCUCAUGUCCUCUUGGCUGGAACAGGAGGGUGAUCCUUCUACCAAUGCUACCAUCGGUACCACCUCGCUUGAGAACCUCUUUGACAGUGUGGCUGAUAAGCUCUCACUGAAGAACAAGGAGAAGAGACAACCGGAAGGAAAGGAAUCCACCCAGCAAUCAUCACCCCUGCUCAAAAGAGACAAACAAGCCAGUCUAGUGGUUGUAGACAAUACUCCUCAAUGUGUUUAAAUUUGUAUUUAAUUCAUGCUUCCAUUUUGUCUGCACUCAUUUGUGCACAGUGUUUGA
Strongylocentrotus purpuratus (purple sea urchin) is the source of this 2273-nucleotide messenger RNA. RefSeq names its product coiled-coil domain-containing protein 149 (gene ccdc149). NCBI's taxonomy places the organism in Eukaryota, Metazoa, Echinodermata, Echinoidea, Camarodonta, Strongylocentrotidae. The record is from RefSeq and is a predicted model, not a curated record. The transcript is spliced from 12 exons. Bases 24 to 2216 code for a protein of 730 amino acids.